Molecule: messenger RNA, 1404 nt
Organism: Zea mays
Lineage: Eukaryota; Viridiplantae; Streptophyta; Magnoliopsida; Poales; Poaceae
Product: 50S ribosomal protein L2, chloroplastic
Exons: 2
Biological process (GO): mitochondrial translation
Cellular component (GO): mitochondrial large ribosomal subunit; ribosome
Molecular function (GO): structural constituent of ribosome; RNA binding; transferase activity
Source: RefSeq, a predicted model, not a curated record
AGGAGAAUACUUAAUAAUACGGCGAAACAUUUAUACAAAACACCUAUCCCGAGCACACGCAAGGGAACCGUAGACAGGCAAGUGAAAUCCAAUCCACGAAAUAAAUUGAUCCAUGGACGGCACCGUUGUGGUAAAGGUCGUAAUGCCAGAGGAAUCAUUACCGCAAGGCAUAGAGGGGGAGGUCAUAAGCGCCUAUACCGUAAAAUCGAUUUUCGACGGAAUCAAAAAGACAUAUCUGGUAGAAUCAUAACCAUAGAAUACGACCCUAAUCGAAAUGCAUACAUUUGUCUCAUACACUAUGGGGAUGGUGAGAAGAGAUAUAUUUUACAUCCCAGAGGGGCUAUAAUUGGAGAUACUAUUGUUUCUGGUACAAAAGUUCCUAUAUCAAUGGGAAAUGCCCUACCUUUGACCGAUAUGCCCUUAGGCACGGCCAUACAUAACAUAGAAAUCACACGUGGAAGGGGUGGGCAAUUAGCUAGAGCAGCAGGUGCUGUAGCGAAACUGAUUGCAAAAGAGGGUAAAUUGGCCACUUUAAGAUUACCAUCUGGGGAGGUCCGUUUGGUAUCCCAAAACUGCUUAGCAACAGUCGGACAAGUGGGUAAUGUUGGGGUGAACCAAAAAAGUUUGGGUAGAGCCGGAUCUAAGUGUUGGCUAGGUAAACGCCCCGUAGUAAGAGGGGUAGUUAUGAACCCUGUGGACCACCCCCAUGGGGGUGGUGAAGGGAAAGCCCCCAUUGGUAGAAAAAAACCCACAACCCCUUGGGGUUAUCCUGCGCUUGGAAGAAGAACUAGGAAAAGGAAAAAAUAUAGUGAUAGUUUUAUUCUUCGUCGCCGUAAGUAAAUACGUAACUAGGAAUAUGGAAAAUUGCAUUUUUGGAAUUUGCAAUAAUGCGAUGGGCGAACGACGGGAAUUGAACCCGCGCAUGGUGGAUUCACAAUCCACUGCCUUGAUCCACUUGGCUACAUCCGCCCCUUAUCCAGCUAAAGGAUUUUCUCUUUUUUCCAUUCAUUAUUAUUCUAUUUAUUCUGACCUCCAUACCUCGAUCGAGAUAGUGGACAUAGGAUGCCACUCUUUAAAAUGAAAAAAAGGAGUAAUCAGCUGUGACACGAAAAAAAACGAAUCCUUUUGUAGCUCGUCAUUUAUUGGCAAAAAUCGAAAAGGUCAAUAUGAAGGAGGAGAAAGAAAUAAUAGUAACGUGGUCCCGGGCAUCUAGCAUUCUACCCGCAAUGGUUGGCCAUACAAUCGCGAUUCAUAAUGGAAAAGAACAUAUACCUAUUUACAUAACAAAUCCUAUGGUAGGUCGCAAAUUGGGGGAAUUCGUGCCUACUCGGCAUUUCACGAGUUAUGAAAGUACAAGAAAGGAUACUAAAUCUCGUCGUUAAUUGAAUUCAGAAUAGAAAGAUU